Messenger RNA from Exophiala viscosa, 1401 nucleotides. RefSeq names its product dihydropteroate synthase. NCBI's taxonomy places the organism in Eukaryota, Fungi, Ascomycota, Eurotiomycetes, Chaetothyriales, Herpotrichiellaceae. Gene Ontology annotation, cellular component: mitochondrial envelope. The transcript has 2 exons. The record is from RefSeq and is a predicted model, not a curated record. Bases 1 to 1401 code for a protein of 466 amino acids. Gene Ontology annotation, biological process: tetrahydrofolate biosynthetic process. Gene Ontology annotation, molecular function: 2-amino-4-hydroxy-6-hydroxymethyldihydropteridine diphosphokinase activity; dihydropteroate synthase activity.
AUGUCAGAUGUAUCCAAUAAAGCAGUGGUGGCAUUCGGCAGCAAUAUGGGUGACCGUAUUGCAACUAUUGAGGCCGCCUUAGCUGCAAUGAAGGACAAGAACCUCAACAUCCUCAGAUUGAGUUCUCUAUAUGAAACCAAGCCAAUGUACUAUGACGAUCAGGAUCCCUUUCUCAAUGGCGUCUGUCAGAUCGAAACCUCUCUUGAGCCCUUGCAGCUACUGGACGUUCUGCAAAGUAUCGAGAACGACCUUGGCCGGAGAAGAGUCAUCGAUAAGGGGCCCAGAACGAUGGACCUUGAUAUCAUACUUUACAAUCAAGAACACAUCAAGCAUCCGCGUCUCGAAGUUCCUCACAAGCUCAUGUUGGAGCGUGAAUUUGUGCUCCGGCCACUUGCAGAUAUACUACCCUACGAGCAUCUUCCUUCCAGCUUUACUCCCACCGCCGCCCAUCGCCCGAUAUAUCAAUUUCUACAAGCUCUUCCUGAAAAGGACAUUUCCAUGUCACCUGUCACUGUAAUUCACCGGCGAAUGCCUCUGAUCCGCAGCCAUGACUCGGCUCGCAAAACGCACGUGAUGGCUAUUCUCAACAUCACGCCCGACUCAUUUUCAGAUGGAGGUGUUCACAGCCAGAAGGAUCUGAAGACGAUAAAGGCAACGGCCAAAAACUUCAUUGACGCUGGCGCCGACAUCAUCGAUAUUGGUGGUCAAAGCACGCGACCUAGGGCAGACUAUCUCAGUGCCGAAGAGGAGCUCAGACGGAUACUUCCGGUUGUGCAAGCGAUCAGAAGCAUGGAAGAAGCUGAUGACGUGGCUCUCAGCAUCGAUACAUUCCAUUCAAAAGUCGCCCGAGAGACUAUUCUUGCAGGUGCUGACAUCAUCAACGAUGUCUCAGCUGGCGUGCAUGAUAAGGACAUGCUCUCAACGGUCGCCGAGCUCGGCAAGACCAUCAUACUCAUGCAUAUGAGAGGUGACGCCCACACCAUGAUGAGACUUACCGAUUAUCCUGGUGGCGUCGUCAAAGGGGUUGCGGAAGAGCUCAGCGAGCGUGUUCAAGCCGCCAGAGCGGCCGGUAUCUUUCCAUGGCACAUAAUAUUGGACCCAGGAUUAGGAUUUGCGAAGAACCAACAACAGAACCUCGAGUUACUGAGGAGGCUACGGGAAUUGCGAGACAAUAUCGAAUACUCCGCCUGGCUGAAAAACUAUCCUUGGUUGACGGGCCCAAGUCGAAAAGGCUUUGUCGGCAAGGUUACCGAAGUACAGGAGGCACCGAAGCGCAGCUAUGGCACUGCCGCUGCUGUGACGGCAAGCAUUGAAGGAGGUGCUGAGAUCGUCCGUAUUCACGAUGUGAACGAGAUGGUCCAGGUCACCAAGAUGGCAGAUGCAAUCUACCGUUCGCCUUGA